AUGCAAAAUACAUCAAGUGAAAUAUCUAAUGAUUUGUCUACUCCUCAGAUUGGACUUACUAAUGUCACAUCUAUUACUCUUGAUGCUCAAAUACUUAAGAAGAAAAGAAUGAAUUAUAUUAAAUAUAAUGGUACAACCAAUGUUCCUUUUUUACCACCAACCGGAAAACUAAUAAUAGUAAUAGGAAGUGUAUCAACUACGGUUCAAGUUAAUCCAUCUUCAUCAGUACCUUAUGGAAGUUAUUCAUUAUACGCUCCGUCUGUUAUUUCAUCAAUGGGUCAUUUUGAGUUGAGGUUUUAUACUAAAUUUAAACAACUUAAAAAUAAGUAA
This is a messenger RNA of Entamoeba dispar SAW760, 330 nucleotides long. RefSeq lists its product as uncharacterized. The coding region runs from base 1 to 330 and encodes 109 amino acids. The transcript has 2 exons. NCBI's taxonomy places the organism in Eukaryota, Evosea, Mastigamoebida, Endamoebidae. The record is from RefSeq and is a predicted model, not a curated record.